UAUAAGCUUGCAACGUCCUCUCGACCUCUCAGCCCACUUUAUUUGUUUGAGCAUGAAUAUUCAUGCUCUUCUUGCCGUAAAAUUAAUAUCAUCUAUUUUACCCCUUCUUUUGUAAUCUGGCAGGACUCUAAAACUAGUUGGACUACAAACAGGUGGUGGCUAAGAAUUCUCAUCCUCGCCAUUUGUUGACCAUGGUUUUCUAAAUCAAUCUAACCACUUCCAAUGCAUUCACUUAAACUUUCUACUAGUAAGAGCCAUCGGUUCUUCACUUCUUCUUCUAAAAUACCUUCUGUGGUUCCAUGGGUCUCCCCCUAUGUAAGAGCCAAAUCCCCAAGACCAGACCCUCCAACAGAACCGUCAGGCAUUAUGACAGAAGUCCCAAAGAAACCCAAAUACAUUUCCCAUGAAUCGGCUAUCAAAUUGAUCAAACGCGAAAAAGAUCCACAUCGCGUCCUUAGGUUAUUUAACAUGGUAGGUAAUCAAAGGGGUUUUAAUCAUAACCACUCUACUUAUGCUGUUACCCUCCAAAAGCUCGCUCGCUAUAGGAAAUUCGAGGAUGUUGAUUCUGUUCUUCAUCAAAUGGUCUACGAAACAUGCAAAUUCCAUGAAAGUAUAUUCCUUGAUCUGAUGACACAUUUUUCAAAAUCUUCACUUCAUAAAAGGGUUGUAGAGAUGUUCAAUGCAAUACAACCUAUUGUUCGUGAAAAGCCCUCCCUGAAAGCUAUCAGUACAUGUCUUAAUCUCUUGGUUGAGUCGAAUCAAGCUGAUUUGGCGAGAACUUUCCUCUUACAUACGAAAAAGACUCUUGACUUGUAUCCUAAUACCUGCAUCUUCAAUAUUUUGGUUAAACAUCACUGCAAGCAUGGAAAUGUUGAAUCUGCUUUUGAGGUAGUGAAGGAGAUGAAACUGUCGGAAGUUUCUUAUCCUAACUUGAUCACAUACUCAACUCUGAUGGAAGGUCUCUGCAAAAAAGGAAGACUUGAAGAUGCAGUUAAUCUCUUUGAAGAAAUGGUUUCAAAAGAUAAAAUAUUGCCCGAUGCCCUGACAUAUAAUAUCCUGAUCAAUGGGUUUUGUUGUGGUGGGAAAGUCGACAGGGCUGUGAAGAUAAUGGACUUCAUGAGGAAAAACGGGUGCAACCCAAAUAUAUUCAACUACUCAACCUUAAUGAAUGGGUUCUGCAAAGAAGGAAAUGUACAAGAGGCCAAGAGGGUGUUUAACGAGAUGAUAGGUGCUGGGUUACAUCCUGAUAAGGUCGGUUUUACCACUUUGAUCAAUUGCUUGUGUAGAGCUGGCAAAGUUGAUGAAGCUAUGGAGUUCUUAAAAGAAAUGGAAAAACAAAAUUGUAAAGGUGACACCAUUACUUUUAAUAUCAUACUUGUGGGACUAUGCAAAGAGGAUAGGACUUACGAAGCUCUUGAAAUGCUAGAGAGGCUGCCUUAUGAAGGUGUUUAUUUGGACAAGUCAAGUUACAGGAUUGUGUUGAAUUCUCUAUGCAAAUUAGGCGACCUGCAGAAGACAACAGAGUUGCUAGGUGUCAUGUUGAGUAGAGGAUUUGUCCCUCAUUUUGCCACCUCAAACGAGUUACUGGUUAGUCUUUGUGAAGCUGGAAUGGCCGCCGAUGCAGACAUGGUGUUGAUGGGGUUGGUGCAGAUGAGGUUCAACCCUGAACCAAGAGUGUGGAGUUAUCUUAUUGAGAUAAUGUGUAGGGAAAGAAGGUUGUUGGCUACAUUUGAACUUCUUGAUGUGCUAACGAACGAAAUCUAGAAUGGGAAAGUUUGAGAAGAUUGUAGUUUUUACUGCCUGAUAUACAAGUGAAAGUAGCAUUUGAACUUGAUGUAUUAACAUGUUGCAUCAGUGUGAUUGGUUUUUGACCAAUUGAACUUACAUGUUUGACUGCAUCAAAUCUUGAACGAAUGGUUUAAGGAUUGAACCUUUUUAAGGAUAGAAGUACCUCUUGCCACGUGUUCAUGAUUUCCGUCAUGCUUCUUCGUCCUGUAAGGCUGUACUAAUUUUCUUUGCAGGUUUCUGGUUUUUGUUCGUUUGCUAUGCUUGUGGUUUCAACAUUCUUAGGAUUGGCUCAACACUUGAGGAUAAUGAAUCAAGAUUUUGUCGAACUUAAUUGUAUCAACUGAACAAACAACCCUAAAUGGUAUAAGAUGCCAUUUUUAUCGCCAAAAACAUUCUAUACCGGAACCAAAGCUUUCAUCCAUCAACCACUUGGGUUGUGGCGCACUGGUUAAG
This is a messenger RNA of Cynara cardunculus var. scolymus (artichoke), 2241 nucleotides long. RefSeq names its product pentatricopeptide repeat-containing protein At5g18475. Lineage: Eukaryota; Viridiplantae; Streptophyta; Magnoliopsida; Asterales; Asteraceae. The coding region runs from base 223 to 1764 and encodes 513 amino acids. The transcript has a single exon. Gene Ontology annotation, molecular function: protein binding. The record is from RefSeq and is a predicted model, not a curated record.